AGACCAGCGUCAGAAAUCGGGGCAAACCGCCAAACCAGAACGUAAACGCAAAGAGGAGGGAAAGAAGCGGAAAUGUACACGAAAGGCUGUGAGCGUGCAAAAUGAAAGUGAAGAGUCUGUGGAUGAAUACUGGAAUAAAGUUGGUGCUAAGCCCAAGUCGGCCACUCCAUCACAUGAUGCAGAACAUGAGAAACAGAAACAAAAAGUCAAAGCCAUCUGCAAACCAGUCCCUGUUAAGAGAAGCGCACAUGAGUUUAAUGAAAUGGAGACUUGGGAUUCAUCCUGUUUGCAUGGAUUUCAAGUCAAUGUGCAGCCAGAAAGCUGACGUUAAGUGCACUUCUGCUUUGCUUCCAGGUCUCGAGAUAAAAACCAGCAUCAACUCAUUUGGAUUUGAGGUACCAAGAUCUUCUUUGACAGAAUUUUGGCUGGACAGCAAAUUAAAUUCAUCAGCUACAGAAACGACAGAACAACUUGCAAUGUCUAUUGAAGGCCCUUCCAACUCUUCAGGCAUAAAUGAAACACAGCACGAUUCACAUGAAGAGCAGAAGUCUGUUUUAAUAUCAUUGUACUCUAUUGUGUUUGUGGGAGGGGUUAUUGGAGCCAGUGCUAUGCUAUAUCGGAUACUGAAGAAUGACAAGAAUUCAAAGUCAUUUAUCAUUAUCAAUCUCUCAGUAGCACAUGUGAUUUUUCUUAUAACUGUGCCAUUUCGCAUUUCUUACUAUAUAAUUAAACAAUGGAAGUUUGGGUUAGUUUUCUGUAAGCUGGUCAGUGCUGUUAUACACAUUCACAUAUACUUAACCUUUGUACUUUAUGUGAUCAUCAUCAUCACAAGAUUUCGUAAUGUCUUUCAAAAGAGGGAGAAUCUAAAGACUCGCAGACCGUGGAUUGCUUUAGUGCUUAGUGUAGUCCUUUGGGUUGUGGCAACUGUGAUUAUUUUUCCAAUAUUUCUAAUUAAUUAUGGUGUUAAGCAGAGAUAUAAUGAAAGUCAGUGUUUUCACUUUGAGGCUGAAAUUUCAUCUAAACCUGUAAGGAUAGUCAACUACAUUUUAAUCUGUACAACAAUAUGUACAGUUACUAUUAUGCUUAUCUGGCAGAUAAGUAUAAUGUUAAAUCUGGCCAUCAAGCAUGGCUCACAAACACAUGCCCAUCAAGUCUUUCGGGCUCAACUAAAGUCAUUAACAUUUAUAUUGAUAAUGUUUGUGUUUUUUGUUCCAUAUCUUGGAUUCAGGAUAUAUUACAUCAAAAGAUUUGAGGACAAUUCAUCAAUUAUGCAUUUAAUUAAUGAAAUAGGCUUAUCCAUAACAGGCAUGAGUUGUUUUGAUUUGUUAAUUUUUUGGAUAUGGUAUUCCCUUUAAAAAUUUAGCAAGCAAUGAGCUACUCACCUGUGAAGAUUGUAAAUGAUGUAUUUAUUUGGACUGUUUCUUUUGGGGAUUUCCCAUAUUUUCACAUAAAAUAAAAACCUUUUAAAAGUUAAUAUUAGAAACAUACAUCUACUCACUGCCUUGCUGUUUCCAUUAUUUAUGGCCCCUCGUUGGGUUCUAACAGUAAAUUGCUAUUUAACGUAUAAAUGUGGGAUCAUGGACAGUUGAGAAUUUAAAAAAACAAAAUGAAGUCCAUUAUCAUUCCAAUUCCCUAGAACAGAACUUUUAUCAAAGGUUAAACACAUCUUGUUUGACUCACUUAGUUGUUACUGAUGUAAUUUUUAAUAUUGUCACCUGUUCCAUCCUCUGUUGAAAAAGUUUGAUUUGAUUUAGUGAUAGAAGGGCUCAUACAUGUAUUUCUACAUUCUUGCUGAAUUAUGGAAAACCAUCCUACCUGAAGCCGGAUGCAUUUGGCAUUCUCAAGGAAGCAUAUAUAAUAAUAGAUAUAUGAUGCAAACUCUCAACUUUGUACAGUAUUAAUUUACUUUUGUAACUUCUAUAAUUAUUCCAAGUAAUAUAUUCGUUUCAAAUAAAAAGCAUUUCCACUGA
Carcharodon carcharias (great white shark) is the source of this 1970-nucleotide messenger RNA. It is a transcript of the gene gpr141, whose product is annotated as probable G-protein coupled receptor 141. Gene Ontology annotation, cellular component: membrane. The transcript is spliced from 6 exons. The record is from RefSeq and is a predicted model, not a curated record. Gene Ontology annotation, biological process: G protein-coupled receptor signaling pathway. Gene Ontology annotation, molecular function: G protein-coupled receptor activity; oxysterol binding. The coding region runs from base 102 to 1355 and encodes 417 amino acids. Lineage: Eukaryota; Metazoa; Chordata; Chondrichthyes; Lamniformes; Lamnidae.